Girardinichthys multiradiatus is the source of this 497-nucleotide messenger RNA. Its product is annotated as cytochrome c oxidase subunit 6B1-like. Bases 100 to 360 code for a protein of 86 amino acids. The transcript is spliced from 5 exons. NCBI's taxonomy places the organism in Eukaryota, Metazoa, Chordata, Actinopteri, Cyprinodontiformes, Goodeidae. Gene Ontology annotation, cellular component: respiratory chain complex IV; mitochondrion. The record is from RefSeq and is a predicted model, not a curated record.
GCUUCUUAUAGACUCUGUUUCCCAGCAUGCUUUGUGUGCAAGUGCAGUCGCUGAGCCGAAAGAACGAGUGCGGAUUAGAGUUUAUUUGAGAAGCUGAAAAUGUCUGACAAGUUUGAAGAAAAGAUUAAGAACUACAGGACGGCUCCUUUUGAUGCCAGGUUCCCCAACACCAACCAGACCCGGAACUGCUACCAGAACUAUUUAGACUUCCACAGAUGUAACAAAGCCCUUUCAGCUAAAAACCAGGACACGGCUCCUUGUCAGUGGUACCGCAGGGUGUACAAGAGUCUCUGCCCCAUCAGCUGGGUUGAGAAAUGGGAUGGCCAGCUGGAAUCAGGAUCUUUUGCUGGGAGGAUUUGACGACAACUGUUCGCGCUGGCGGUAAUGCAGUGAGCACCACCACCUGACGACCCCUCCCACUUUUUCUAUUUCCUUUUGCAUCCUGCAGUCUUCAAAUAUCAGACAUCACACUUGACAACUGAGCGAGCAUCUAUAGC